This is a messenger RNA of Magallana angulata, 1403 nucleotides long. RefSeq names its product clusterin-associated protein 1 homolog. Gene Ontology annotation, cellular component: centrosome; intraciliary transport particle B; cilium. Lineage: Eukaryota; Metazoa; Mollusca; Bivalvia; Ostreida; Ostreidae. Gene Ontology annotation, biological process: cilium assembly. The transcript is spliced from 12 exons. The record is from RefSeq and is a predicted model, not a curated record. Bases 77 to 1282 code for a protein of 401 amino acids.
GCAUGCGUCAAAUAGUUUAGCUUUCUUCGCAACCAGAAGCAGUUUGAUUGUAUAUAUCUCAAAAUAUACAGGCACCAUGUCUUACAGAGACUUGAGAAAUUUCACGGAGAUGAUGAGGGCCUUGGGAUAUCCAAGACUAAUCUCCAUGGAAAAUUUUAGAAACCCCAACUUUCCUUUAGUUGCAGAAGUAAUGCGAUGGCUUGUCAAAAGAUAUGACCCGAAUGCUGACAUUCAUUGUGACAUCGACACAGACCAAGACAGAGUCAUUUUUAUAAAAACUGUGGCAGAAUUCAUGCACACAAAAGCCCAUAUCAAGAUGAACACAAAGAAGUUAUACCAGUCUGAUGGGUAUGCUGUUAAGGAGAUGCUGAAGGUUACCUCCAUGUUGUACAAUGCCAUGAAGACCAACUCAUCCAGCCAGUCAGAGACUGACAAUGAAGACGACUCAUCACAUCUUUCAUUUGAUAUCUCAUCAAAGAUUAAUGAUUUAAAAGAAGCAAGAAGACUGGCAUCAGAAAUAACCACCAAAGGAGCAACUUUAUAUGAUCUUUUAGGCAAAGAAGUGGACCUAAGGGAGCAAAGAUCCAUUGUGAUAGCAAAGUCACUGGAAAUCAAUGAAGUUGAGGGUGGAAUCACUGGUUCAAUCAAAGGAGUUGAGAAUGAAAUAAAGAAAUACCUUAUGCAGUUGGACAAUGUGGCAUCAGAUGAAGCUAAUUUAGAAGCUAAAAUAGAGAAAAAGAAAAAUGAACUUGAGAGAAAUAACAAGCGAUUACAAACUUUACAAAGUGUCAGACCAGCCUAUAUGGAUGAGUAUGAGAAGCUAGAGGAAGACCUUCAGAAGUUGUAUGAAGUGUACAUGGAGAAAUUCAGGAACCUGACCUACCUAGAAGCCCAGCAGGAAGAGUAUAACCGGGCAGAGCAAGAUAAGUUUGAGGAGACAGAGGAAAAAUUGAAACAGAUGGCAGAUCGCUUGAAGAGUGAAGAACACAACCGCCAGAAGAUCAUGCCUGAUGACAUCGAUCUUUCUCGUAAUUCUGACGAUGAUUUGGACGAGUCUGAUGAUGAGGAUGAGGUGCAACAGCCAACCAGGCAGCGACCUGACGCAGCAGCUGGGGAAAGGAAGCAGAGAGUGAUGGGAUCAAUGCUUGCUGAUGCUAGUGACGAUGAUUCUGAAAUAGACCUUGAUGAUGAUGAUGAGGAUGAUGAUGAUGACGACGACGACGAUGAUGAUGACAAUGACAAUGUGAAUGAAGACGAUGAGAUUGAUGACAAUGACUUUUAAAGCAAAUCUGUGAUAUAAAAUGAGACCUGUUUAUUUAUUGAAAGACUGUAACUAUAUGUUUAAUAGGAAAAUUAUGGUUGUCAAAACUGUAGUUGUGAGAUUAAAAAAAGUAUCAGAAAUA